AUGUCUUCUUGCUCUCUCAACUCUCAAUUCUCAAUCAAGAUUGACCGCUCCGGAUUGGGCUCCAAAACCUCGAUUAACUUCCAAAUUAGCCAAAAAAUUGCCUUUGCUCUUAAAAGCAUUAACACUGAAAUGUUUGGCCAACAAGUUAUGGGAAUGGGCAUGAAGCAAGGCAUUGGCUGGAGUUUUAUAGGAGGAUCAAGAACCAUCAGCAGAUCAACUCUUGGAGGAAAUGUUCUGUGUAAAAAACGUUCAGCUGUAUAUGCUUCAUGGUUGCCAAGUGCGCAGAUUGCUAGUGGUGCUUUUACAUUGGGAACAGCUGCUGUUCUUCCAUUUUAUACAUUCAUGGUCUUAGCACCAAGAGCUGAGUUUACAAAGAAACUGAUGGAAAAUGGCAUACCAUAUAUUGUUCUUGGAAUUUUAUACGCUUAUCUACUCUAUCUAUCCUGGACACCUGAUACGAUUCGGCUGAUGUUUGCAAGUAAAUACUGGCUUCCAGAGCUGCCUGGUAUAGCUAAGAUGUUCUCCAACGAGAUGACAUUGGCUUCUGCAUGGAUUCACUUGUUGGCUGUAGAUCUUUUCGCUGCAAGACAGGUUUAUUACGAUGGACUUGAGAACAAUGUAGAGACCCGGCAUUCUGUUUCUCUUUGUCUGUUAUUUUGUCCCAUUGGAAUUGUUAGUCAUUUCAUCACCAAAGCUCUAACCAACCAUACAGAUAUAACAGAGAGGAUUCAGUGA
Molecule: messenger RNA, 735 nt
Organism: Fraxinus pennsylvanica
Lineage: Eukaryota; Viridiplantae; Streptophyta; Magnoliopsida; Lamiales; Oleaceae
Source: the annotation of a GenBank genome assembly